Molecule: messenger RNA, 1796 nt
Organism: Eupeodes corollae
Lineage: Eukaryota; Metazoa; Arthropoda; Insecta; Diptera; Syrphidae
Gene: Ada2a
Product: transcriptional adapter 2A
Exons: 5
Coding region: 179-1675 (498 amino acids)
Biological process (GO): regulation of transcription by RNA polymerase II; chromatin remodeling
Cellular component (GO): SAGA-type complex; nucleus
Molecular function (GO): chromatin binding; protein binding; transcription coactivator activity
Source: RefSeq, a predicted model, not a curated record
CGUCUUAAUGUUGGUACUACUGUUUGUCAAAAAAAAUGCGGGGAUAACUACAAUAUUUCUUCUAACUCCUCAGAAUAAACUUGUUUGAGUUUAAUUCUUGUUUAAAUAUUACAAAUUAAUUAUUUAUACUAUUAUUACGUUAAUACAACAUCAACAUAUUAUAAAAAUAUAGACCAAAAUGUCUUUCAUGAAUCCAGUUGAUAUGGUAGAGGAAGACGCAGCCGAUCUUCAAUUUCCAAAAGUAGAAAACACAAUAAUAAAAGAUGACGAAAAUAUUUACAAAGAUAACGAAAAUGACUACAUUAAACUUGAGCCAAGUGCUGAUACAAAGCACACGGUCAAAUAUUACAAACCGCACACCCCAUCCAUACACAAUGAUCUCGACAUAUCCCACGACCUUUGUGAGGCUUGCAACCAGAUUCUCGAGAUCCCCCAUGUGAGGUGUCCUGAAUGCCUUAUUAACUUAUGCCUGAAUUGCUUUGCGCGUGGCAAAGAAAUCGCUCGGCACCGCAAUACUCAUCACUACAUUAUAAUCCAUGACAAUAUUCAUGUAUUUCCAUGGUCCGAUUGGACUGCCUUUGAAGAGAAGCUCUUCCUGCGUUCGUUACAGCUUUUGGGUUAUGGUAAUUGGGAUGAUAUCGCCAAGGCUAUGCGAACCCGAACACCUGACGAAUGUCGAGCCCAUUACCACGAAUGUUAUUUUGAUGGCAUAUUCCGUAAAUUGCUGGGACUAAGCAAUGAAGUCUAUUUCCCAGAGCGGACUCCUUAUUUGUAUAAAUUCAAAAGCGUAGAUCCCCCUAGACACGAAGCUGACGAUCCUAUAAAUGUCAAAAUUAUGGCAGGCUAUCGUUGUGCACGCGGUGACUUCGACACUCCGUAUGACAACUCGGCGGAGAGUAUAAUUAGUAAUCUGGAGGAUUUGAGCCAGUGGCCAAGUGCUUACAAGUACUGCGCUGAAGAGUUGCAUUGUGCUAUUGUUAAGGCAUACAAUCAUCGUUUAGUCGAACGGCAGCGUAGGUGUAGAAUUAUGCGUGACAAUGGUCUGAUUGUAGCCAGUCGAACGUUGGGGUGGAUAGCAAAGUAUUCUGAGGCACUUGAAUCACAAAACAACGCUGGAAGAUUUCUUGCAUUUAUGCAAAUAACAAAUGGCAUGAAAUUUGAUAUGCUUGUGGAAGCGAUGAGUCAUUUUACCGAAUUGCGUAAAUAUAUUUUCAGGCUCUACGAGUUACGAAAGAACGGUGUUCGUUCGCUCCAUGGGGGGUCAAUAUAUUUUAAACAAUUGAAAAGACGUCAACAAGAAGCUCGAAACAGAAAGAGUGAACGUUUGAAAAACGACUGGAAAACUCUAAUUCCCGAUCCAAACAGUCAAAUACCCGGAGUAUGCAUUAUUCCAAAUAUAUUUUCACCAAAUCCUCGCAAAAAAGCUGCUCCUAUAGAUAUUAUAGGCUUACCGGGUUAUGCAAAACUUACACAAAGUGAACGUGAUCUAUGCAGUGUUGCUCGUAUAAUUCCGGCAGCCUUCAUGAAUUAUAAAACAUUAUUAGUUGCAGAAAAUACUAAAAUUGGGUAUCUUAGAUUGGCAGAUGCUAGACGAUUGAUAAAAAUUGAUGUUAACAAAACACGACAAAUUUACGACUUUUUACUAGAAGAAGGACAUAUUAAUAAACCAACAUGAACUAUAUUUACAAAACAAUGUUGUGUUUUUUAUUAGAAUUAGUUCUUUUUCUUAAAAUAUUUAUGAAACAAAGCAAGGAAACAGUUACCGUGUUGUUACCAUUUAUGUGGUAUCAUCUUAC